Sorex fumeus (smoky shrew) is the source of this 1550-nucleotide messenger RNA. It is a transcript of the gene CRELD1, whose product is annotated as cysteine rich with EGF like domains 1. Lineage: Eukaryota; Metazoa; Chordata; Mammalia; Eulipotyphla; Soricidae. Bases 21 to 1283 code for a protein of 420 amino acids. Gene Ontology annotation, molecular function: calcium ion binding. The record is from RefSeq and is a predicted model, not a curated record. The transcript has 10 exons.
CGCCCCCGGCCCGGGCCGCGAUGGCCCCGCCGUCCCCGCGGGCCCCGCUGCCCGCCCUGCUCUGCGGCCUGAGCCUGCUCCUCGGCCUCCCGGGGCCCGCGCGGCCGCAGCCCUCCGCGCUGCCCCAGCCGGCGCCCCCCGCCCCGCCGCACCCGUGUCACACCUGCCGGGGGCUGGUGGACAACUUCAACAAGGGUCUGGAGAGAACCAUCCGGGACAAUUUCGGAGGGGGCAACACCGCGUGGGAGGAGGAGAAACUGUCCAAGUACAAAGACAGUGAGACCCGCCUGGUGGAGGUGCUGGAGGGCGUCUGCAGCAAGUCGGACUUCGAGUGCCACCGCCUGCUGGAGCAGAGCGAGGAGCUGGUGGAGAGCUGGUGGUUCCACAAGCAGCAGGAAGCCCCGGACCUCCUUCAGUGGCUCUGCUCCGACUCCCUGAAGCUUUGCUGCCCCCCUGGCACCUUCGGACCGUCAUGCCUGCCCUGUCCAGGGGGUGUCGAGAAGCCUUGUGGCGGCUACGGGCAGUGUGAAGGCGAAGGGACUCGCGGGGGCAGUGGGCGCUGCAUGUGCCGGCCCGGCUACGGAGGCGAGGCCUGUGGCCAAUGCGGCCCUGGCUACUUCGAGGCGAUGCGGAACGCCAGCCAGCUGGUGUGUUCGGCCUGCUUCGGCCCCUGUGCUCGCUGCUCGGGGCCCGACGAGUCACACUGUCUGCAGUGCAGGAAGGGCUGGGCCCUGCACAACCUGAAGUGUGUGGACAUUGACGAGUGCGGCACGGAGCGGGCCAGCUGCGGCGCCAACCAGUUCUGCGUGAACACGGAGGGCUCCUAUGAGUGCCGGGACUGUGCCAAGGCCUGUGUGGGCUGCAUGGGUGCCGGCCCAGGCCGAUGCAAGAAGUGCAGCCGCGGCUACCAGCAAGUGGGCUCCAAGUGCCUGGAUGUGGACGAGUGUGCCACGGAGGUGUGCCCCGGAGAGCAGGAGCAGUGUGAGAACACGGAGGGCAGCUACCGCUGCGUCUGCGUCGCGGGCUACAAGCAGGUGGACGGCGUCUGUGUGCAGGAGCAGGUCCCCGAGUCGGCGGGCUUCUUCUCCGAGAUGACGGAGGACGAGCUGGUGGUGCUGCAGCAGAUGUUCUUCGGCGUCAUCAUCUGCGCGCUGGCCACGCUGGCCGCCAAGGGCGACCUGGUCUUCACGGCCAUCUUCAUCGGGGCGGUGGCGGCCAUGACCGGCUACUGGCUGUCGGAGCGCAGCGACCGCGUGCUGGAGGGCUUCAUCAAGGGCAGGUAGUGCUUGCGCCCUGCACGCGGCACCCCUGCCCCUUCCGGCAAGGGCCCCGAGUACAAGUGGCCUGACAGUGGAUGCUGGAGACAGUGGCCUGGAAGGAGGGCGGGUGGCACCAGGCGGGCCGAGGGUCAGAGGCCUUCUUGGGGUGGCCCCGGCCGGAGUGGUCCCUGUGGCGGGGAGGGAGGCUUGCCCCGGCCCCUUCAUUCUCUGUCCCCUGCCCUGACACCGGUUAAUUUAUUCAUCUCAGGAAAUAAAGGUCUGGAAAGCUGA